CGUUAGACAUCAGUAGAUCUUUAUUCUUUCGACAGCUCGCAACGACAACUCAACACAGAUCAUAAUGUCGAAACUUGUGGUUUUGUUAUGCGCAGUGGCGAUGGCGGCAGCCAAGCCCGGGUUAGUGGCGCCUGUGACGUACAGCGCAGUGCCGGCAGUUAGCUCGCUGUCACAGUACAGCUCCAGCGUGUACCACGGCGCACCGCUGUACGCGCCAUCCCUCUAUCAGGCCUCGUACGUCGCUCCCGCCGUAGCUGCUCUCUCCCAAGCGCCCAACUCUCCGGCUUUGGUGCUCGACGCAGUCAACGGUGUGCCCCUGGACACCCCUGAGGUCGUCUCCGCUCGCCUCGCCCACUACCAGGCCAAGGCGUUCUCUGGCGUCCACCAUCUCCGCAAGCGCUCCGUCGCGCCCCUGGCUUACAGUACGCUCGUUUCCCCUGUCACUCACGGCGCUGUCGUUUCCCCCGUCGCUCCUCUCACUUACUCAUCCUACUCUCCCUAUGUAUCUGCUUACUCUGCACCUGCCGUGGUGUCAUCUCCUCUAACUUAUUCAGCUGUACUCCCUAAAGCUUACGGCGUUCACGCUUGGUAAAUAACGUAAUCUGUGAUCAACGACUUAUGUGUUACAUACCUAUAUAUUAAUAAUUAAAUAAACAAUUUUUCA
Molecule: messenger RNA, 664 nt
Organism: Papilio machaon (common yellow swallowtail)
Lineage: Eukaryota; Metazoa; Arthropoda; Insecta; Lepidoptera; Papilionidae
Gene: CPH14
Product: pupal cuticle protein C1B
Exons: 1
Coding region: 65-592 (175 amino acids)
Source: RefSeq, a predicted model, not a curated record